Messenger RNA from Magnolia sinica, 3517 nucleotides. RefSeq names its product probable leucine-rich repeat receptor-like protein kinase At1g35710. NCBI's taxonomy places the organism in Eukaryota, Viridiplantae, Streptophyta, Magnoliopsida, Magnoliales, Magnoliaceae. Gene Ontology annotation, biological process: protein phosphorylation. The coding region runs from base 19 to 3459 and encodes 1146 amino acids. Gene Ontology annotation, molecular function: protein binding; protein kinase activity; ATP binding. The transcript is spliced from 2 exons. The record is from RefSeq and is a predicted model, not a curated record.
AGUAGAGUAACUGCUGCAAUGAGAAACCUUCUCCUUAGGAUUCUGUUUUUGCUGUUUUCUCCUUCGCUCAAGACAUCAGAAGCAGCAACAAAAGCAGAAGCAACAGCUCUUCUCAAAUGGAAAACCAGCCUAACUUCUCCCACCAUCAUCAACUCAUGGUCCCAAAUCAAUGCCAGCAAUCCCUGCCGUUGGAUCGGCAUCAUCUGCAACGAUGCCUCCAUCAUCGUCCAGAUAAACCUCCCGAACUAUAAUCUCAUCGGCACCCUCGCUGGCCUCGACUUCUCAUCAUUCCCCAGUCUCACCCGCCUCAAUCUCAGCUCCAACAAUUUCAGCGGUCCGAUCCCAUCCGACGUAGGCCGCCUCUCGAAGCUCACCCACUUAGAUCUCAGCGGCAACAGCUUCACCAAAGAAAUCCCCGCUGAUAUCGGCAACUUAUCGGAGCUCGUCGACCUUCGCCUCCACAACAACAACCUCGACGGUCGGAUCCCGUUCCAGCUUCUUCAUCUCACAAAGCUACGGCGCCUCGAAGCCCAAGCGAACUUCUUACAAUCUCCACAUCCUUCAAAGGGCUCGAACAUGCCAUCGCUGGCGUACCUCAAUCUCUAUCGCAACGAACUCUCAUCAGGAUUCCCACCGUUCAUCGUCAAUUGCAGUAACCUGACAUACCUCGACCUGUCGGAAAAUAGUCUGGAAGGGCCUAUUCCUUCGGCAAUCGUACGGCUACGAAUGCUUCAACAUCUCGAUCUCCACCAAACUGGCUUGAAUUCUACCAUUCCAUCGGAGCUCGGUUCUUGUACUGGCCUUGUCUUCUUAGACCUUUCGAUGAACAAUCUCACCGGCAGAUUGCCUCUAUCUCUAUCCAAUUUGAGAAAAAUAUCAGAACUAGGGAUCUCGAGCAAUUUUCUCUCCGGCAAGAUCAUGCCGAUCUUCUUAACCAGUUGGACGCUACUGAUCUCCUUGCAACUCCAUUACAAUUCUCUCACCGGAGAGAUCCCGUCUGAGAUCAGCCAGCUGACGAAGCUUGAGAUUCUCUUCCUCUUUGAAAACCAGCUGUCGGGUCGGAUCCCACCGGAGAUCGGGACUUUAAAGAACUUGUUACAAUUAGCCCUCUCUGAUAACAGAAUUACAGGUUAUAUCCCUCCGGCGAUCGGCAAUCUGACACGGCUCCAGUACUUAAAUCUCCGCUCUAAUAAUCUCACCAGCACUCUCCCGCCUGAGAUUGGAGACCUCCGUUCUCUCUGGAUACUAGACAUUAGCACCAACCAAUUCCAUGGUGAAUUGCCGAAAACCAUCUCACGCCUCAAAAACCUUCAGUACUUCAUCAUCUACUCCAACAAUUUCUCCGGCAACAUUCCGAACGACUUUGGGCAGUACAGCUCUUUAAUUAAUGUCAGCUUCACGAAAAACAGAUUCUCCGGCGAACUGCCACCAUCCAUAUGCAGCCACUUCAGCCUCCAGCAUUUAUCCGCGAAUGAAAAUAACUUCACCGGGCCAUUGCCAGAUUGCUUGCGGAACUGCUCAGGGCUAUUAAGAGUCCGGCUGGGGCAGAACCAUUUCACAGGGAACAUAUCACAAGCAUUUGGAGUCCAUCCAAACCUUUCCUACAUUGAUCUAUCCGUAAAUCAGCUGUCAGGCGAGCUGUGGCCGGAGUUGGGAAAAUGCGGCAACAUCAAUUCCUUCCAUAUAUCCCAAAACAGAAUUUCAGGAACGAUUCCUACAGAGCUUGGGAAUCUAAUACAAUUACAAGAACUGAGCUUAUCGUCCAACCAUCUCACCGGAGAAAUCCCAUCUGAACUGGGGAACUUGGAUUUGCUAUCGAGGCUGAAUUUGAGUAACAAUCGGAUAUCUGGGGAGAUUCCUUCGAGUAUCGGCGGCUUAUAUGAGCUCCAAGAACUCGACUUAUCAGCAAAUGCAAUUAGUGGCGGAAUACCAGAAAAGAUUGGAGAUCUGCUCAGGUUGUUGAAAUUGAAUCUUAGCCACAACCGACUGUUGGGAGAAAUACCGUAUCAGCUCGGGAAUUUGUAUUCUCUGCAAUCCUCAUUAGAUCUCAGCGGCAAUUCGCUCUCGGGCAAGAUACCACAGAAUCUCGGGAAGCUGCAGUCUCUGGAGAAUCUCAAUCUCUCUCACAAUAGCCUCUCCGGUGGAAUUCCGGCAACUUUCUCUGAUAUGUUCAGCUUGCAAUCUGUCGACUUCUCGUAUAACAAGCUCAACGGCCCGAUCCCCACGGCAAAAGUCUUCCUGAAAUCCCCACCGCAGGCCUUCGUCGGGAAUCCGGGCUUAUGCGGUGAUGCGCCGGGAUUAGCCCUUUGUUACUCCAGUCCCACCAGGAGUGGGGCCCGCAAUAUAACCAUCGUUGCUGUCGUCAUUGCCAUCGCCGGCGGUUUGGUAAUUUUGGGGAUUCUCUUGACUUGGAUCGUCGUCGCCAGCCGGAAUACGAAGCAAGCGACGGACGAGAUCGAGUAUCCCACAGACCAGCCGGAUGAACGGUUGAUAUGGGACAUGAAGGUCAAAUUCACGUUCAGUGAUAUAGUAAACGCGACGGACCAUUUCCACGAGAAGCAUUGCAUCGGACAAGGAGGAUGCGGGAGUGUUUACAAAGCAGAGCUGGCAACGGGUCAGAUCGUCGCCGUCAAAUGCAUCUGCGCGUCAGAUUCCGGCGAUGUGCUGGCGGAGAGCCAGAGGGGGAGCUUCGAGAACGAGAUCCGAACGCUGACGAAGAUCCGGCACAGGAACGUCGUGAAGCUGUACGGGUUCUAUUCGACGGGAGGGAGGAUGUAUUUGGUAUAUGAAUACGUGGAGAGGGGUAGUUUGGGAAAGGUGUUGUAUGGGAGAAGCGAGGCUGUGGAGCUGGACUGGAGGGCAAGGUUGAAGGUUAUCCGAGGGGUGGCGCACGCUCUCGCCUACCUGCACCACGACUGCGGUCAGGCUAUCGUGCACCGGGACAUAUCGGUAAAUAACGUGUUGUUGGAGGGCGAUUUUGAGCCGAAGGUGUCCGACUUCGGAACUGCGAAGCUGCUGAGGGCAAAUUCGUCCAACUGGACCGCAACGGUCGUGGGUUCCUAUGGCUAUAUGGCGCCAGAGCUUGCUUAUAUGACGAGGGUUACAGAAAAAUGCGAUAUCUAUAGCUUUGGUGUGGUAGCAUUGGAGGUUAUGAUGGGAAGACACCCAGGAGAUCUCCUCUCAUCUCUGUUAGAAACAACAACAUCAUCCGACAGUCCAGAUACGCUAUCGAAGGAUUUGUUGGACCCACGUCUCCACUGUCCCACUGGUCAAUUAGAGGAGGAGGUGGUCUUUACGGUUAAGAUGGCCUUGGAAUGCACACGUGCGGACCCUGAGAUGAGGCCCGCCAUGGAUUUUGUAGCAAAGGAGAUGUCUGCUUGCUCUAAAGCAUUUCCGUCCAAUCGGUCUGGCACCAUUACCAUGACCAAACCAAGCAGUUUCAGAUGUAGUUCUAAUUGACUGCCAACACGUCUUUGUUGAGUUCCUACAAAAAUCCAUGUGUUGACACCUUCCUUGC